Anopheles aquasalis is the source of this 4100-nucleotide messenger RNA. Its product is annotated as transmembrane protein 65. Lineage: Eukaryota; Metazoa; Arthropoda; Insecta; Diptera; Culicidae. Gene Ontology annotation, cellular component: mitochondrion. The record is from RefSeq and is a predicted model, not a curated record.
UCGGUCGGUCGGAGGCGCUUUUCCCGCAGUUCCGUCGUUCUGCUGUGCGAGGAGUAGGCGUUCGGAAAAGUGCGCGCGAGCCCAAACCGUGGCCAAAACCCGCAGGUGCAAAUAGCGUAUGUGCGUGUGUGCCGUUCGUGUUCGUGUUCUCCCAACGCCACACCGUUUCGCGGGCCCCAAGUUGAAUCUCGAAUCUUGACGAAGCGAUAACGAGCAGUUGAUAUCCUCCCGGAGGGUUCGUGUCCCGUUGCUAUACCCACGGUUGCCACCACGCCAGUUUGCUGCGAUUUUGCCCAAGUGAAAGCCACGAAAAUGAGUGCCAAAGUGUCGUGUUUCGUGCGCCUACUACCGAGUAUGAUGUCACAGCGGUGUGCGAAAGGUGGUCCAGCUCGCGGGUGCAGCUCCGCCAUCGUGCCAGCGCAGAUUAGUCACCGGAUACGGGGUGGCACCCGUUCCGUCGCAACCUUCUCCCCAGCGUCCAUGACCUCCCAGCAUCAUCUUCUCCUCCUCCGCCAGUCGCCCGGAAGGGACGUUGCCCGAAGAGGAGGAGAAGGAGGCCUUCUCAACCACGGCCGAGUGGCCGCAUCCAGCAGCUUCUUCCCGAGAAACGACUGGUGCCUGGUGCGGGCCUACACGCAAGCAGCGUCGACUCUGACCCGGGAGCAGCUCCACGAUCUCGUGUACAGGCUAAACGAAGAUGAAAGGGAAUUGCUUAUGAACACGCUGAAGCAGUUCGAGUCGAACAAAGUGAAGGCAAAGUUUGAAGGGCAGUUGGCAGCAACCGUUUGGCGCAGUAGAUUCGGUCGUCCGUCGAAACUAAAACCGGUCCUGGGAGAUGUAGAUCCUACCGGUUCCUACUGUGCGGUGCCGGAAGAUUGGCUGCAGAAAAAGUUCGCUGAAACUGUACCACCGCCAGCAACAUCGGACCUCAUGAAACUCGGUUUGGUGAACGCCCUUCCUUUUAUCGGAUUCGGAUUUCUCGAUAACUUCACCAUGAUUAUUGCGGGUGACUACAUCGAGCACACGCUCGGAUUAUUUAUGUGCAUAUCAACCAUGGCGGCGGCCGCACUGGGAAAUACCAUCAGCGACGUUAUCGGCAUCGGUUCGGCGUUUUACGUGGAAAAGAUAGCGGAGAUGAGCGGCGUGAAACCACCGAAAAUGUCCCCGAUUCAGCUGGAGAUGAAGUGUAGCCGGAGAGCGGCCAAUUUGGGCCGGGUGCUCGGUAUUACGAUCGGAUGCCUAUUGGGAAUGUGCCCUUUAUUAUUCAUGAACGAGGAUAAGGAAAAGGACAAGGACAAAGCGAAGGCAAAGGAAACCAAGCAGCAGCAGCAGCAGCAACAGGACGACGCGAUGGUGGUGGUGGCCGUGGCAGACAAGUAGGCUCCUUGCUGAAGGGCCAAGACCAAGGGAGGGGAACAGUAGGCGAGCAGCAUCUUGAGCGCAUCCCUAUUGUGCCCACGGAAAAAUACCCUGUGGGUGGUUGUGAACUUUUGCCUCGUUGUUGUUGGGUUUUUUUUUCGUUCAAUUUUGGUUAAGGUCAAGUUAGAAUUGCUCAUGGUAGUAGUGUCCCUACGCUGCUACUUGUUGCCGAGCAUAACGAAGCGUAACGAGAAUCGAAAAAUGAAACUAAGCAGGCAGUACUGUGCGCUAGCAACGAAAAGGUUAGCAUUUUAUGUUGAUUGAGUAUGCGGCCGGCGUACGGACCACCGGUGGACCACUCUUCAAGCGCGCACCCACCUGCGACAGAACAGAGAACUGCGAUUGUUCGAUCAAUUUCGUUCGAUUAUGUAAAUAUUAUCUGUCUCGAGUUACGGCCAUCUUCAUCACUCGAGACUUUACCAGCGCAUUAGCAACGAACGAUCGACGGAACGUCGUGAUGAGUUAACGGGACGGGAGAGACGCUUUUAAGGGGAUUUGUGCCCUCAUCUCAUUGCUUCAAGCUCAAAUCCGUCGAACCACGAGAGGAUUAGCUGUGGAAUUUACGCCAAUUGCGAGGAACUGUUAGAUAUUUAUUAGAAUGUGCGCCUAUGUGUGUUCCACUUCCUGCACACGAGUUGCGCCUCUGUUAAGCAAAUGCUACGAAUUUAUUAUUGCAACUUAUUGUCCUCGAUUGCGUGUUCCAUUGUUACUACCAUUACCUCUUAGGAUCUUUACCUCUACAUCUUAGAAAGACUAGUAAAACUAGUCGAUUAUUCGAAUCUAUUUGUUUUUUUUUUAUCAACGCCAAUUAUCUAGAUAAUUUACAAAAGCAUUCCUGAAUGCGACGGUCUACGUAUGUAACAUAUGCUUUUUAAAAGAAAACAAACAGUUUUGCUCUUAUCGUUCACUCCAGAACACAGUGCUUGAGAAUGAAUGCUUAGCUACGAAAUGCAUAAGAUUAUGAUUGUUUUGUUCAAACGAGCGGAGACGACGUUACUCGACACGUAAUAAUGAUCCAUGAUGCAUUAGCCACUGGACAGAGUAUAGAGGUGAAGCGAUUGUGGUGGGUCCAUUGGAAAGGGAAAAACAUGCAGGAAUACUUAGAGUCGAUUAAAGGGGUAUAUAGACUAUCAUUGGAAUAGCUUUCUGGAAAUCAGAGACCAAUUAUUCGAUAGACAUUACAGAACAAUUACAAACCAACCAACAAAAAAAAAAAUUACCAAUAUUGUGAACGUUAAAGUAGGCUAAGAACGCUCCAAGCUGUGGGCUCCCGAUGAACCGCCAUGAUGUAGACGGCACCCUCUCCUCAUGGAGUCUCGUACCAUUUUCACGAAGUCAUUAAAGUAAUAAUCGGUUGUGCUAGACGUCCGGAGUGCGUACUCCGCAAUGUUGGACCACAGCGGCAUUUUCUUCUUCGCCUCGCCCCAAGGCAAGAAGGGCCAUGGUACGCCAAGGGAAUGUAGGCCCACGAACGCUUUAGAAGAAGUAGCAGCAGCUCCCAUUGUCUUUCUUAUGGAAACAAAAUUCUUCCACGGUCAAAACCCGCGAACUAAGCCCCGCUCCCGCCUAUUAGCUAGUGUCGUUUAACCUAGGGGCAGGUGGUGCUGAAUCCCUCCAUCUUUUGAGCACAAUAAUAUUCUAAACUGAUAUUUCUGUACACACCCUAUUACCUAUUACCCACCCCCUGGCCUUACCACCUUACCUAGUAUGGGAAAGUGUACUCGGCGGAUUGUUGUUGGAACGUAAACCGAGGAAAAAUGCAAAAAAAAAACAGUACACUACUAUAUCUACCACUACAAACCGCGCCUGCACACGUACACGUGUGCACUGUUCACUAUUUUUCUAAACUACAUCACACCAAAAAAAACGUGUAGCGUUCGAUUCGUGUAUCGUUGUGACAUAAUAUACAUCGGGUUAUAUCUAACGUAGUCAAUUUUGUAGAUGAGCAAAAUCAACGGAUCAAUAAUACUCCCCCGCUGUCCAUAUAAUAAUACUCCCCCGCUGUCCUGACUCGUCUUUCAACCUGCACGCCGCGGCGGUAUGUCCAUCGCGCACUGAACGCGGAAACAAAUAGAAAAUGUGGCAAAAGACGUAGAAACUGUGCUAGCAAAUUGCAAACUAACGACUUAGCAGUUAAUCAAUCGUUCAAAGCAACAAUAACAUGCAACCAUUUCUCAAUUCUCCGAGUUCAGAGAACUAAACACACACAGUAGAAUAGUCGGUGGUGAAAUCAAAUGUAGUUGAAAAUAAUGUAGUGGCCAACUUCGACACGAUGACCAUAGAGGAUCGAUGGAGAUCGAGGAGAUAUCUAAUUGUGCUUUCUCCAUAGUACUUUCUUCCAUUGCUGCAGAGUAGUAGGGAGUGCAAUAGUUUAGCGGAGUAAAAGAAGCACAAACAACACAAACAAUGGAAAUGCUCAAAUAGUAAAAAAAGAGAUAAAUACACUGAUUGCAAUAGCGCGCCCCCGCGAGAUGCGUGUUCAAGGGAGAAUACAGAACAGCACAUGCAGUUCUUCGCUUCGCUGGAUGAGGUUUUUGUUCUUCGUUUACCACCAGGCGUGGCUUCAGCGGCUCAUUAUCAUCAUCAGUAACAUCGGGGAACCACCGUUCCGCAGCAAUUCCCAGCAAUACUGACAACACAAAUAGAUUUAAACGCAAAUACAACACAAUUUCAAUAUCUUA